This is a messenger RNA of Larimichthys crocea (large yellow croaker), 4950 nucleotides long. It is a transcript of the gene smg7, whose product is annotated as SMG7 nonsense mediated mRNA decay factor. The transcript is spliced from 23 exons. The record is from RefSeq and is a predicted model, not a curated record. Gene Ontology annotation, cellular component: telomerase holoenzyme complex. NCBI's taxonomy places the organism in Eukaryota, Metazoa, Chordata, Actinopteri, Sciaenidae. Gene Ontology annotation, biological process: nuclear-transcribed mRNA catabolic process, nonsense-mediated decay. Gene Ontology annotation, molecular function: telomerase RNA binding; telomeric repeat DNA binding; protein binding. The coding region runs from base 103 to 3705 and encodes 1200 amino acids.
CCCCCCUCCCUCCCCUCCCUGGGUCAGACAGGAACAACAUGGCGCCGGUGGUAUCGUUAGCUUCGGGUCCGGUCGGUGUGUGAGCGGCAGCGAUCCGUCAGGAUGAACCUGUGCAGCCAGUAUCUACGACAGGCAGAGGCCCUGAAGGCUGACAUGACAGACUCCAAGCUGGGGGCAGCAGAGGUGUGGACGUCCCGGCAGGCUCUGCAGGACUUGUAUCAGAAGAUGUUGGUGACUGACCUGGAGUACGCCCUCGACAAGAAGGUGGAGCAAGACCUGUGGAAUCAUGCCUUUAAGAACCAGAUCACCACGCUGCAGAGCCAGGCCAAGAACCGAGCCAACCCCAACCGCAGCGAGGUCCAGGCCAACCUGUCGCUGUUCCUGGAGGCGGCCAGUGGAUUCUACACCCAGUUACUGCAGGAGCUGUGCACCGUGUUCAACGUGGACCUGCCCUGCCGGGUCAAGUCGUCCCAGCUCGGCAUCAUCAGCAAUAAACAAAUCAGAACCAGCGCCAUCGUCACCCCUCAGCCCAGCUCCUGCUCCUACAUCUGCCAGCACUGCCUCGUCCACCUCGGGGACAUCGCACGGUACCGGAACCAGACCAGCCAGGCCGAGUCGUACUACAGACACGCUGCUCAGCUGGUCCCAUCAAACGGUCAGCCGUACAAUCAGCUCGCCAUCCUGGCCUCUUCUAAAGGAGACCACCUCACCACCAUCUUCUACUACUGCCGCAGCAUCGCUGUCAAGUUCCCCUUCCCAGCAGCCUCCACCAACCUGCAGAAGGCGCUGUCCAAGGCUCUGGAGAGCCGCGACGAGGUGAAAACCAAGUGGAGUGUGUCCGAUUUCAUCCGAGCGUUCAUCAAGUUUCACGGGCACGUCUACCUGAGCAAGAGCCUGGACAAGCUGGACGUCCUCAGGGAGAGACUGGAGGAGCAGUUUCAGAGGCUGAUCCUGCAGAAAGCCUUCAGCUCCCAGCAGCUCGUCCACAUCACCGUCAUCAACCUGUUCGAGCUCCAUCACCUCCGAGACCUGACGGCCGACGGCAGCGAGCAGAGCUACAGCAGCGAGCAACAGAUCAGCUGGUACCAGCUGCUCGGACUCUUCAUGUCCUUCUUGGGCGUCAUGUGCAGUCGCGCUCUGCUCAACAAGAACCGCGGUGAGGAGAUCAUGGGCGAGUGUCCUCUGCCCGCCAUCAAAGUGUCUCUGGAUUGGCUCAAACUGAGGCCCAGCGUCUUCCACGAGGCCGCCGUGGACAAGAGACACCACAUCUGGCCAUGGCUCGUCUCCAUCCUCAACAGUUUCCAGCCCAAAGAGGACGACGUGUCCUGUUCUUCAGUGACGCCCCUGCCAGAGGAGUUUGAGUUGCAGGGUUUCUUGGCGCUGCGUCCUGCUCUGAGGCUCCUGGACUUCACUAAAGGUCAUCAGGGCAUCCUGGUGGACAGGGACGGCCUGCCGGUCCACACCCGUCACCAGAGGCUCAUCAGUCUGGGUAAAUGGGUCGCCGACAACCAGCCGGGGCUCAUCCAGUGCAGAGUGAGCGAGGACGGCCUCCUCGUCUUCAUCACUGACAUUCCGGAGCAGGCCAUCGAGGAGCCGCAGGAGAAGGAGGCGCCGGUGCUGCAGGAGUCAUCCAAUGGCGAGCAGACGGCCAACGACGGCGGAAACUCUGGCCUGAAGUCGGUGCUGUCGGCGGGGAAGACGCAGAGCUCGUGGCCCGACAGCAGCGACCGACCCGUCGUCACCUUCAAGGAGAACAUCAAACCCAGAGAGCAGAGCCGCGAGCAGACACGGAACCAUCACCUGAAGGACAGCAGCAAGGAGCGCCGCGACUUCACCAAGGGCAACGGGGCUGCUGGGAAAGGAGAGCCGAAGAGGGACGGGAAGAGGAAGAGCGAGCUGAAAAAACCGGGUCACGACAAAAGUGCUGACCCCGGGAAACAGGUGAAGGCGCAGACGGAGCUGAGGAAGACGCCGGUGUCCGAGGCCAAGAAGACGCCUGUCACUCAAACACAGACCACCUGCUCCUCCCAGUUCAUCCCCAUCCACCAUCCAGGAGCUUUCCCUCCACUGCCCAGCAGGCCGGGUUUCCCGCCCUCCGCCUACGUGAUCCCUCCCCCGGUGGCGUUCCCGGGGCUCCAGGUGAAUCCGGGCUUCACCUUCCCCACUGGCGUGUCCGUCCCCGGACCUUUUCUCCAGCCGGGCGUCCACACUCAGGCCGGCACCCAGGCCGGGAAGCAGUCCCACAUUCCCUACAGUCAGCAGAGGCCCUCUGGUCCCGGUCCGGGUCAGGGGCCGGGAUCGUCGGGCCAAGGCCCGGGACCCAUGAACCAGGGCCCCUCUCAGGGUCAGCAGCCCCAGACCCAGCCGCCCUCCCAGCAGGCCUUGCAGCAGUCAGUCCAGCUACAGGUCCAGGUGAUGAGCCAGCAGCAGCAGUCUCCAACCAAACCGGUCCAACAGGUUGGGAUGGGGAAGAGUCCACCUCACCACCCGGGCCUGCAGCAGUACAUGCAGGUCCAGGAUCAGCCGGCUCAGAUGUGGAACCAGGCUCCGGCUGCUCUGCAGAAGAUCUCCCCCAUGCAGAUGUCCAUGAAGCAGCCUCAGCAGCAGCAGCAGCAGCAGGCCUUCUACAUGGCAGCUCAGGAUCCUCUCAAACUGUACGAGCACCAGAUGCAGGCCUCCGCCCAGCCUCCGCUCCCCAACAUGGACAAGAAGAUGAAGUACCCCAACGUCAAGGUGUCGGACUACUACUGGGAGCCGUCGUACCGGAUAGGAGACGGGCUGGCCGUGAUGGCCGACAGGAUGAAGAGGCCUCCGCCGGGCGGCAUCUGUCCUGAGCAGGACCCCUCUGCUGGGCCCCGGGGGCCCCCGUUUGAGGACAACAAGAGCUCGCCUCUUCUCCCUCCUGACCUGUUAAAAACUCUAGCAGAUUUUGAGGAGGAGGAGGAGCUCGUCUUUACUAAGCCUCCUGAUUUCUUCCAGGCCUUGGCCGGCCCUCUUAGCACUGCUCCUGGACCAAACAUAUUUCUGCCAAACCAGACCAGGAUGGAGAGCGGCCCCGAGGUCAUCAGCCAAUCAUCUUCUCUGCUUCCCAUGUCAGGCUUUCCCAUGCAGGAGUACAACCAGAACAGCAUCUUCAGUCAGGCAUACGGGAAGAACCUGCCCCCCAGCUCCAAGCCCGACGCUCCCAUGAUGCACCAGGAGCCGUCCCUCUACUCUCUGUUUGAAGGGACUCCGUGGUCACCCUCCCUCCCUGCCAGCUCAGAUCACUCCACCCCGGCCAGCCAAUCCCCUCACUCCUCCAACCCCAGCAGCCUGCCGUCCUCCCCGCCCACACACAACCACGGAGCCAUGCCCUUCUCCAACUUCGGACCCAUCGGCACACCAGACAGCCGAGAUCGCCGGGUCGUGGACCGCUGGAAGGCUGACAAGACCGGUGCCGUCAGCGGCUUCGGUCUGGACUACCUGCCGGCUGCAGCCUCGGCAGCUUCGGACAGCAGCUGGCAUCCGAGUGGACCCACAGGCAGCUCCUGGACCAAUCAGGAGUCUCCGAUGGAGGAGUCGUCCUCCACCGUGCUGCUGGACAGCCUCAAGUCCAUCUGGUCGAGCUCCAUGAUGCAGCCGGGCCCGUCGGCGCUGGAGCAGCUCCUCCUGCAGCAGAAACAGAAGCAGCAGCGAGGUCACGGCGCCAUGAACCCGCCUCACUGAACGGCAGGCCGAGGCGGCGCUUUGUGUCCGGACGUCAACCAAACCACCACCAGGAGGAAACGGGAGGAGAAAAAAGUUUUGACGAAGACAAGCUCCAACUAAAAUGGAAAAUUAAAGCGGUGAGAAAAGGUGGAGGCUGGGGAGGCGACACGACCCCCCGACGAGGCUGAAACACCACCCCACCCCCCUCGGCUGUCGAGGAGCGGUGACGCCCCUCCUUGGACCGGAGGGAGCGGGAUCUCUUCAACCAUGGUGCCAACGCGCCACGCCGCCGCCGCCGGGUUUCCUUCAACCCGCGGACAUCUGAACAUUGAGGAACACACCCCGCCUCACCACCACUGCCCCCUCCACCCUCAUGAAGAACUCCUCCUUCUUUCUUUGACAAAAAAUAAGACGUGGACCUCCUAGACGUCUGCUCGGCAUCAUGGGAGCGCCUGUUUUUAGCGUCUCCACGCCGCAGACUGACGGUGAGGUCAGAGAGUGAGGACGGCGUGGUGGGCGGGGUCAGGUGAAGCAGCGGGGUCAACAUAGACUUUCUGAACUCUCAUUCAUUUUCAUGACUGUGGAGGAGGAGCAGGAGGAGGAGCAGGCUCUCUGUAGUUUAGUUUGAAUGAGGAGGAAGGAGCAGCAGUGUGUUGGACAGCUAUAUAAAUAUAUAAAUAAAUAUAUAUUGCCAUAGUUGGACUUUAACGGGCCGUGUCUCUUAGCCGUGCUGUGAGGACGAGGACUGGACUUUGAGGAGCCGGGUCACGUGACCCGGACUGAGCGUGCUCACUCGCUCGCAGUCCGAUCUUUUCUGUUUGGAGGAAGAGGCCGGAGGUCCGACGAUGGCGGACGGCGUGGCGGUGCCGACGAACGUCACGGGACAGAAGGCGGGGCUGAGGACACGAACCCGUCACGUAGUUUUACCGUUAGCUUGGAAAUAACAAACCUGUACUUGUGAUUUGUUCGUAGCCGUUUUUAGCUUGGCGCCCUCGACAGGUGAACACAGGUGUGUCUGUUCGCUUCCUGCUUCAAUAUUUUCGGGGUCUUCUUCUUCUUCCUCUCCGGCCUCUUCCUGUUUAUUAAUUUAAUUAACGAAGAAAAAAAACUAACGUGAAGGUUUAACGUGCUCGCUGAUUAACCUCAUUUACAUUUUCUACAUGUCUCACUGACCAUUACAGACAGACAGGUGACAGACAGGUGACAGACAGGAGACAGACAGGAGACAGACAGACAGACAGACAGGGACUGACAGACAGACAG